Messenger RNA from Anopheles funestus (African malaria mosquito), 1893 nucleotides. Its product is annotated as dnaJ homolog subfamily B member 14-like. Gene Ontology annotation, cellular component: endoplasmic reticulum membrane. Gene Ontology annotation, biological process: cellular response to misfolded protein. The record is from RefSeq and is a predicted model, not a curated record. Gene Ontology annotation, molecular function: Hsp70 protein binding. The coding region runs from base 442 to 1593 and encodes 383 amino acids. The transcript is spliced from 2 exons. NCBI's taxonomy places the organism in Eukaryota, Metazoa, Arthropoda, Insecta, Diptera, Culicidae.
GCUCAGGAAAAAAACAACACACCGUUGUUUACUUUUGACACAUACCCAGUGAACCAGAAGUAUUAUCAAUUGGUGUAAAGUAUUUUAAUUGCUGUAAUUCAAUUCGAAACACACGAAAUGUGGUCUUAAAACAGCACAUAACAAUCUAAGCAUUAGCUUACACAAGCAGAGGUGUUCGGAGCAAAGAAGGCUGGCAAAACAUAGAAGGAAAGUGUGGAAGUGUUUGCUCAUGUGAUCAUCGUGAAGAGGAGAGCGCAAUGACGACUUCUUGUAACUGAUCCAUUGGAUUACGAACACGUGUACUAAUAAGCUUCUAGUCACGUUUGGGAGGAAAAAUCGAAUCGUACCGUAACGGCUGAUACACGCAUUAUUGAAUAAAAUCGAGGUAUAGCUGUAAAUCGUCCCUGAAACAACGCAGAUAGACACUGCAUCGUCACAAUCAUGGAGGUGAACAAGGAUGAGGCGAAACGGUGCAUCGAGUUGGCAACAAGCUUCAUGAAAGUGGGCAAUAUGGAGAAAGCGGAAAAGUUGCUGAAAAAAUCCCAAAGUUUGUAUCCACUGUCCCAGGCGGAAGAGCUGCUGAAGCGGGUGAAGGCGGCCGGAUCGAAACCCAACACAGCACAUGCGGGUGGAACCGGUGGGACAUCGAAUGGGGGAUCGUCCGCCCGUAAACGUCCGGUUCAUCGGGAGGAAGAAAAACCUGCGGAACCAAAGCUGAACGUUGAUUACACCCAGGAGCAAGCGAAUGCGGUCAAGCGCGUUCAGAAGUGUAAAGACUUCUAUGAAGUAUUGGGAGUGUCGAAGGAAGCAACCGAUUCGGAGAUUAAGAAGUGCUACAAGAAGCACGCACUACAGCUGCAUCCGGACAAGAACAAAGCACCCGGUGCAAUGGAAGCGUUCAAAUCGCUCGGUAACGCGGUUGAAACGUUAACCGAUCCGCAAAAACGGAAAGCGUACGAUCUUUACCGUACGACUGGGGGUGGAUCGUCGGGCACCCGGACGCGAACACCAAACGGAGGUUUCACGUACGGCCAGAAUGGAUUCAACUUCCAGUCCGACUUCGAUACGGGUAUGAAUCCGAACGAUCUGUUUAACAUGUUCUUUGGCAGCGGGUUCCCACAGCAGCAGCAACAGCAUCAGCAACAUCACUAUUACCGAACACGCACCGGGCGUGCCUCGCAGUACGACGACCGAAACGUUAGUCAACCGAGUCUGAUUUUUGGACUGAUUCUGUGUUUCAUCGUCAUUUCGCUUCUGUCGACCUUCUUCGCUUCCGAUCCGGUGUACAGUUUGCAGCAAACGGGAAAAUUUUCGGUCGCACGUCAUACCCUCAAUCUGAAGAUACCGUACUACGUCAAGAACAAUUUCCUAAGCGAAUACCAGGGCACUUUGGCACGGCUCGAACACUCGGUUGAGGAAGAGUAUGUGACGUACAUGAAGCGAGCCUGUAGCAACGAACGGACGUAUCGAGAUGCAAUGAUUGGGCGGGCGAAGAGCUUUGGCAGCCGGGCACAGUUCCAGCAAGCGCAGCAGCUUAAGAUGCCCUCGUGUGAUGCACUUUACCGGUUGGGUAUCGGGGUGGUAAAGUACUGAGGUGGUGCAAACGUACGUGAAAUAAUACAGUAAGGUUGCGUCAAAAAAAAAAAGCUACCGAACAAAAAAAAAAAAAUUCAGCCAGUUGUAACGGGAUUCUCCUUUUGUUUUGCUCCAUCUCGCUUCGUUCCUACGUACAAUCGAUCGAUAUUGGAUUAGUUUCACAACGGUAAGCUAAGCACUGCUAUCCCAUGAAAUGGAGCAUUUUGUAGGAAAUUUGUUGUCUGUAGGGCUAUUUUGGGUGGGGUUGAUGUGUUAGUUUUGUAAUUUUAAAUCAAAUAAAACCAUUGUAAUACGUUA